This is a messenger RNA of Medioppia subpectinata, 807 nucleotides long. Lineage: Eukaryota; Metazoa; Arthropoda; Arachnida; Sarcoptiformes; Oppiidae. The record is from the annotation of a GenBank genome assembly.
AAAGUGAAGCAAACCACUCAAGACAUCACUUACUUUGGUGUUAUACUAUUGGGUGUUUCAGUGACGGCAAUAAUCCUUUGGGCGAUAUUUCGAGAGCUGUUCUCAUCUGUGAGUCCUUCGGUGUUGUAUUCAAGUGCACUAAAACUCUGUAAAUCUGAUGUACGAGUUGUUGAGGCGAUCGGCGAUCCCAUCAAAGGGUUCGGCGAAAUGUCUUCGCGCGGCCGCAGACGACACGUCAGUUCUCUUGAGUACGAAAAGGAUGGACAACAAGUGAUUCNUGCACUAAAACUCUGUAAAUCUGAUGUACGAGUUGUUGAGGCGAUCGGCGAUCCCAUCAAAGGGUUCGGCGAAAUGUCUUCGCGCGGCCGCAGACGACACGUCAGUUCUCUUGAGUACGAAAAGGAUGGACAACAAGUGAUUCGCGUUAAGUUCUAUCUGAAAGGAUCCAAAACCAGUGGAACCGUUCAUUUGGAGGCAUUCAAGAAUCGCGCGGCCGCAGACGACACGUCAGUUCUCUUGAGUACGAAAAGGAUGGACAACAACGUAAAGUUAGACCCGAUGUCUGAUUUAGUGGCCGUUUGGGACGUCCCUCUAUGUGAUAAAGUGCAUAGAAUUGAGUUUGAGCAUGGUACUACUACUGGCAAACGGGUCCUCAAAGUCGAUGGACAGGAGAUCGUACGGCGGGAAUGGAUGUUCAAACUGGUGGGCAGUGAGGCGUUUGAGAUCAAGGGAGAAGAGGGACAGGUUUACGCCAAAUGCGAAAUUUUGAUUAACGCGAGCACUGGAUUCACGAAAUUUUGUAUUUAA